AUGGUGAGCCAAAAUAUGUCCUGUACUUAUAAUGAGCUUGAAAGAUAUGUUGUAUCAGCUCCGCCUAAAAAGAAAAGCUCGGGUAAAAAGUCAGCCAAGGUCAAGUCUGCUGCGCUCAUAGAUGGACUCACCAAAGACGAGCUGUCAAAGGAGCAGAUGAUGGAGCACAUUGCCACCCUGCGCGAAGAGCUGGACAGAGAGCGGGAAGAGAGGAACUACUUCCAGCUGGAGCGGGAUAAGAUCCACUCUUUUUGGGAUGUGACCAAGAAGCACUUGGAAGAGGCCGUGGCCCAACUCAGAAAUGAAGAGAAGAAGAUUGAGGAGGAUGAGGGACGUCACCUUGUUGAGAUUAAAGUAUACAAGCAGAAAAUGAAGCACCUGCUGUGUGAGCACCACAACACCAUUUCUGAGUUGCAAUCAGACCAUGAAACGAAUGUGGAGGCCAUGACAAAAGAGCAAACCAAGCUGGAGCAGGAGCUUUACAAAAGGAUAAAAGCCAUCACGAUCGACAUGAACGAGCUCGAUGUGGAAAACCUUGUCAAUGAGCUCGAAAAGCGACACAAUGACGAACUGGCUAAAACAAAAAAGAGCUGGGAGGAUCAACUGGCAGAAACAGAGGCCCGCUACAGGGAAAAAUUGGAGCUGUUGCAUCAGGAGCUGGUCAACAUGAGAAAGAAGGAAAUCAUUGAACGAGAGCACCAGUGGAACAGUCGGAUAAGUGCUUUGACCGCAAACCACCACAAAAUAUUUGGUGACGCACUCUCGCUCCUCAAUCAAACCAUGGAACGAGAUUUAUUUCACAAUGAUUCGUUGAAGAAACAAAUAGAAGAAACAAAGAUGAAACAAAAAGAAAAGGAAAAAACUCUGACUCAUGUUCUACCGGAAAACAAGCAUCUCAAUAAGCUUCUACUUGACGUCCAGGAAAAAACUGCUGACGUUCAGAGAAAAAUGAAGAACCCCAUUCGGAAAGAGGAUGCAAUUGAAAAGAUGAGAGAAAAGGAACUCCAAGCUCAGCAACAGAAAUUAGAGCAACUGAAGCAAAAAUUCACUGAGCUUCAGCGGGAACGAGAUGAGCUGUGUGCGUCCCUCGCUCAGGACAUUGAGAGUGCUCAGCGGGAAGAAGAUGAGAAGAACGCUAAGAUGGAGGAAAAAGUAAAGGACAUAGUGGAAAACCUGGAGACGACACAGGCCAAGAUCUCUGCUGUCUUAUUGGUAUCCAAUGUGGACAAAUGUGCACUCAAUAACAACACAAGCAGUGUUGAGGAUAUAAUAGACUCCAGCAAUAAAUCCAUUAAGGAUUUGCAAUACAAAAUAUCCCGAAUUUCCAAGGCCCGUGAUGAUUUACUGCUGAGGUUUGAGACGAAGCAAAGAGCUCUUGGUGUACCUGUGGAUGAACUUAGUGUUCCAUUUUCCUCAUUUGGGAAUAAAUAUUGGGUGUAUAAUGAGCUUUAA
Messenger RNA from Nerophis lumbriciformis (worm pipefish), 1452 nucleotides. The record is from RefSeq and is a predicted model, not a curated record. NCBI's taxonomy places the organism in Eukaryota, Metazoa, Chordata, Actinopteri, Syngnathiformes, Syngnathidae.